AAACUGUGUCUUGGUAACAUAAAAACACCAUGGAAAGGUGUUCAAAGUAGGUUCAUGGGUGGAGUUUCUUGGCCAACGGACCCCAUCAUCAUCUCCUUUACCCACUUUUCUCCCUCAAUUUAUAUUCUCUCUCUCUCUCUUUCUUUCUCAAUUCAUCGAAAACCUCUCUGCUUCUCCUUUUAACCACCGAUCCACCCAUCAAAACACAAACUUUCUUCGAUUUGAUCCAUAAAAAUCUCACCUUUUCUGAUCAUUCUCCUCAUAUGGGCAACAUCAGCAGCAGCACCGGAGGCGACGGUAGACGCCGCAGACAACAACGGCGGAGCAACACCCUUCCAACAUCUUCUCCUUCUCCUUCUCCACCACCGCCGCCUCCUUCUCUUCCUCCACCUAAUCGCAUCGUCUUCGCCGCCGCUACACCGUACCCAAACCCUAAUUACCAGUACCCAGGCUACUACCCUCCUCCUCCUCCGGGGCCUUACGACCAGCACCAUCACAUCCACUAUCCUCCUCCUCCGCAGCAUCCUUAUUACGGAAGAUACCCUUACAAUGGACCCAUGAUGCCUCCACAGCUUCCCUGCGUCGAGCAUCAGAAAGCCGUGACCAUUCGUAACGACGUUAAUCUAAAAAAGGAGUCUUUAAAGCUCGAACCCGACCCGGAUAACCCGGGUCGGGUCCUCGUCUCCUUCACGUUUGAUGCAACCGUCUCCGGAAGAAUCACAGUCAUAUUCUUUGCUAAAGAAACCGAACAAUGCGUCCUCACAGCUACAAAGGAAGACACUUUACCACCGAUCACAAUGGACUUCGAGAGAGGGCUUGGUCAGAAGUUCAAACAGCCUCCCGGUUCGGGUAUAGAUUUGUCGUUAUUCGAAGAAUCCGAGCUGUUUAAGGCGGCAGCGUUAGAGACUGAUGUCUAUCCGUUGGCGGUUAAGGCGGAAGCAGUUAGUUCGGGUGAAGAGAGUCUGUCUAAGAACGCGCAGAUUACGCAAGCGGUUUACGAGAAGGACAAAGGAGAGGUUAAGAUAAGAGUCGUGAAGCAGAUACUAUGGGUCAACGGGACUAGAUAUGAGUUGCAGGAGAUUUAUGGGAUUGGGAAUACGGUUGGUGGGGACGAUGAUGGGGAUGAGGAUGGGGAUGAUCAGGGGAAAGAGUGUGUUAUUUGUUUGUCUGAGCCGUCAGACACGACUGUUCUUCCUUGUCGACAUAUGUGUAUGUGCAGUGGAUGUGCUAAGGUGUUGAGGUUUCAGACGAAUCGAUGCCCGAUUUGUAGGCAGCCUGUUGAGAGGCUUUUGGAGAUACAAGUUCAUGGUAAUAGUGGGAGUGGGAAUGAUGCUGAGCAAAGAGGAGGAACAGCUGAACAAGAGUAGCCAAUCACGGAUAGAAUGGACCAUCGAUAUACAUGUAUAUGCAUGUUUGAUCCAUGUGUAACAUGUUAACAAUAAAUGUCCUGAUUGCCAAAUUAUAAUAUAGAAAUUUCAAAGUCA
Molecule: messenger RNA, 1484 nt
Organism: Brassica oleracea var. oleracea
Lineage: Eukaryota; Viridiplantae; Streptophyta; Magnoliopsida; Brassicales; Brassicaceae
Product: probable E3 ubiquitin-protein ligase LOG2
Exons: 3
Coding region: 264-1367 (367 amino acids)
Biological process (GO): protein ubiquitination
Molecular function (GO): ubiquitin protein ligase activity
Source: RefSeq, a predicted model, not a curated record